Microplitis mediator is the source of this 2854-nucleotide messenger RNA. It is a transcript of the gene Cpsf6, whose product is annotated as cleavage and polyadenylation specificity factor subunit 6. The record is from RefSeq and is a predicted model, not a curated record. Gene Ontology annotation, biological process: mRNA alternative polyadenylation. Gene Ontology annotation, cellular component: mRNA cleavage and polyadenylation specificity factor complex. Lineage: Eukaryota; Metazoa; Arthropoda; Insecta; Hymenoptera; Braconidae. Gene Ontology annotation, molecular function: mRNA binding. The coding region runs from base 99 to 2384 and encodes 761 amino acids. The transcript is spliced from 10 exons.
GAACGUUGUGCUGCUGCUACUGAACGACACAUGCUCAGGUCUCUGGCGCUUACGUCGAAGAUGAUGAUCGAAGCCCAGUAAGCGUCGGUGUGCGUAAAAUGGCGGAUGGUGACAUUGAUUUGUAUGCCGAUGAUCUUGAGCAAGAUUUUGCCCAGGAUGAAUUCGCUGGAGAUGGUGUUGAUUUGUAUGACGACGUAAUAGCCGCACCAUCGGGCGGAAAUGGUGGUGUAUCUGGUAGUAAUAGUACCAGUGGUGGUGGUGGUGAUGCUGAUGCAUCAAAUAUAUCUAAUGAAGAGACAAAUGGUAAUGCGCCGUAUCAUCAAUUGGGAAAUAAUAUUCAGCCUAAUCAAAUUGGACGGCGACACCAACUUUACGUUGGUAAUUUAACUUGGUGGACAAGUGAUCAAGAUAUUACUGAUUGCGUACAAAGUAUUGGAGUAUCUGAUUUUGUAGAAGUUAAAUUUUUUGAAAAUCGUGCCAAUGGACAAUCUAAAGGGUUUUGUGUUAUAUCAUUGGGCUCUGAGCAGAGUAUGAGAAUUUGUAUGGAACGACUUCCUAAGAAAGAACUACAUGGACAAAAUCCAAUGGUCACAUACCCUACUAAACAAGCUUUAAAUCAGUUUGAGUCACAAUGCAAAACAAGACCGGCCCCAGCUCCACAGCAAAAUCAAAGUCAGCGUCCACAUAAUCCACAUCAGCAUCAAGCUCCGAUGCCGCCUCAUCAGCAGCACCCACAGCAUCCACAGCAUUCACAACAUGCACAGCAAAAUCAUGGCCCUAGAAUGAUGAUGGGUCCACCGCAAGGACCAAGGCCGCAGCGAAUGCCGCCACCUGGUAUGGGCCCACCAGGUCCGGGAGGACCAGGACAACAAGGUCCUCCGCGUAUGCAUGGCCCACCAAUGGGUGGCCCAGGACCACAUCACGGUAUGCCUGGGCAUCCUAACCAAGGACCACCUCCACCAGGUUAUCAACAGGGACAUUGGAAUGGUCCGAGGCCUAAUGGACCGCCUGGCCCACCACGGCCUAAUGGGCCUCCGCAAGGACCACCUGGACCUGGUCCUGGUCAACAUAGACCACCUGGAAUGCAAUUCCAUGGAGGCCCACCUGGACCACCAGGUCAAGGACCACCUCGACCCCCAGGACACCCGGGUGGUCCACCAGGUGAUCCACGAGGUGCUCCACCUCGCCCAGAAUGGAAUAGACCACCUGGAAUGCAUCAUGGACCACAAGGACCACCAGGAUUUCCUCAACACCAACAUAUGCAAGGUCCACAACCUCAAGGACCACCACAACGCGGACCACCACCCGGUGGAAUGGGUGGUAUGUUACCAGGCCCGGGAGGUGCGCCACCAGGUCACGGUGGCCCGCCGCAAGGUCCACCACCCGGGGGACCAGCACCUCACGUCAAUCCUGCAUUUUUCUCACAAGGUCCACCACAUCAGCACCCAGGACAACACGCUGGAGGCCCACCACCUCACGGACCACCUCAUGCGCCUCCUCAUGGUCCUCAUGGUCCGCCGCAUUCACAGCCACAUGGUCCUCAUCCGCCUCCUCAUGGCUACGGUCCACCUCCUGCUCAGACACCAUACGGAACACCGGGAGCCGAUCAUCGUCCAGAAGACCAGCCUCAAAUAAGAGAACAAGAGUUUGAAGUUAUCAUGGAUCGUAAUCGGACUGUAUCAUCAUCAGCAAUAGCACGCGCUGUCUCUGAUGCCGCUGCUGGAGAGUAUGCUAGUGCUAUCGAAACACUUGUCACUGCAAUAUCACUUAUCAAACAGUCUAAAGUCGCUGGUGAUGAUCGAUGUAAAAUUCUUAUCAGCUCACUGCAAGAUACUUUACGAGGUGUUGAAACAAAGAGUUAUGGAUCUGCACGUCGCGAACGUUCAAGAUCACGUGACAGAGAACGAAGUCACAGACGUAGACGUGAAAGAUCAAGGAGUCGGGAUCGUGAAUACCGUGAACGCAGCAGAGAACGUGAACGCGAUCGUGAUCGUGAACGUGAUCGAGAUCGUGAUCGCGAUCGCGAACGUUACUACAAUGAAGCAUCGUAUCCACGCGAAAGAUCACGCAGUCGUGAGAGAGAUCGUGAACGUGAACGUGACCGGGAGUACCGUGAACGUAGCCGAGAGGAAAGUACAACACGUCAAUCAUCCAGACCAAGAGUUAAAGAAGAACCAGCUGAAGCAGCACCCGUUUCGUCAGCAAAACCAUCUAGGUAUUACGACGAUCGAUACAGAGAACGUGAUCGUGAGAGAGAACGUGAACGUGAGACAAGUCGUCGGCCAGCAGAACGUGAACGUGAACGUGAACCUGAACGAGAACGUGAACGUGAACGAGAUCGUCGUGAUGAACGUGCUGAUUCUUCACAUCGUUCCAGACAUUAAAAAUGAAAUAAUUCAAGAUAAUGACCUGAUAACAUUCUGCGACUAUAUCAUAUAAUAGUACCGACAAAAGAUAAAAAAUAACAAUAUUACAUUCUUUAUUCCAUAUAUUUUUUUUUUUUAAUAAACAGUAACACUUAUUACACAAAUACAUAUGCAUACACAGUUUAAAUUUAGUGCUCGUUGUGUUUGAUAUUAAAAUUAAUGUGGCAUUAUAAAAUUUAUAUUCCUAAAUAAAUACUACAUAUAUAUACAUAUGAAAUAUAUAUAUGCAGACAUUUUAAUGCAUCUUUUUGAUAUCAGAUCUCUAAAAAAAAUUAUUCCAUUACUAAAAAGGAUUUUGUGAACAGCAGACAGUUUUGAACCUUUUUUUUUAUUAUUUUAACAUAUGCCACAAUAUGUAUUAAUAUUAUAAAACAAAAAAAUAUAUAUAUAUUCUGAAUGCAUAGUAUAUGGAAUAAUUAAUUAAUUAA